UGCUCCACACAAGCCUCCAUUUUCAGAUCAGAUUGAAGAAGAAUGGAUGCAUCCGUUCACACACUUUGUUUCGCGGUACCAUAUCUGAUCUGUGUAUUCGACAUUGCAACUAGGCUUCCCUAAUGGCUAUGGAUGAUUCCUUCAAGUGUGGCUUGAAGAUAUGAAACAACAUGUUGUGCUUCCUUAACUAAUCUACUAGAGAGUGUCAUCCCUUGCCAAAUUUUGAAUCCUUAACAUGAUGAUGGCACAUAAGCUUAAGUCCUCGCUUCAAAAGCAGGAAUUUCUUUCUAAGUUAAUCUUUUAUAUAAUAGAGGCUUAAAAUUUGAAUGUUUUUAAUUAGUUUAACUGGGAUCUGAACUUCUUGCUAAAUACCUUUAUGUUGAAUUGUUUCAUGUGAAAUUCUUGUAAAUAUUAUGAACAAUUGUACAUGUUCCAAACAAGCCGCUCUUCGCCACUGCAAACCGCCAUAUAUAUUAGUUUUUGACUUGACCAUAAUUAAGCUCCUAGCUGGGGAAGAAUUCUGCAAUGAUCAUACAAUUAAUAAUCUUGUGUGUGCUUUGUGUCGGCAUCAAUACCGUCCUCCCACUCGCAUCUCUCCUACUCCUACCUAGCUUGCUCCCUCCAUUCCAACUUUAAAAGGAGAUCAUCUCUUUCCACCACUCCAUGCAUCCAUCACACCCAGCUCCCACUCUCUCCUCCAUCCUACAGCUAUAGCUAGUAGCUACUCUACUCCAAGGGCAUGAAGAGCAGGAAGGGCUACGGCGGGCAGCAGGGCCACCUGCUGAGCCCGGUGGGCAGCCCGCCGUCGGACAACGAGUCCGGCGCGGCGGCGGCGGCCGGGUGCGGGAGCAGCGCGGGGUACGCCGGCGGCGGGGACUCGCCGGCCAAGGAGCUGGACCGGUUCCUGCCGAUCGCGAACGUGUCGCGCAUCAUGAAGCGGUCGCUGCCGGCGAACGCCAAGAUCUCCAAGGAGGCCAAGGAGACGGUGCAGGAGUGCGUGUCGGAGUUCAUCAGCUUCGUCACCGGGGAGGCCUCCGACAAGUGCCAGCGCGAGAAGCGCAAGACCAUCAACGGCGACGACCUGCUCUGGGCCAUGACCACGCUCGGCUUCGAGGCCUACGUCGGCCCGCUCAAGUCCUACCUCAACCGCUACCGCGAGGCCGAGGGCGAGAAGGCCGCCGUGGGCGGCGCGCGGCACGGCGACGGCGCCGCCGACGAGGGCCCGCUCGGCGCGGGCGCCGUCGCGGCGGCGGCGCCCGCUGACCGCGCGGGCCACCACGACGCCGGCGGCUCGAUGGACGUCGGGCUCUUGAUGGGGGUCGGCGCCGGCGGGUUCGGCGCCGGCGGCGGGACGUCGUCGUACUACUCGGCGGCCGCGGGGAGGGCGUACGGCGGGGACGGGUCCAAGGUGCUGGAGUUCGACGGCGAGGAGGAGAACGGCCGCGGCAUGCAGAGGGGGUUCGGCGCCGGCCACCUCCACGGCGCCGUGCAAUUGUGAAGGGCGCGCCGUAGCUGUAGUUGUAGGAGGCGACGAACGGCAUAUGCUUCGUAAUCGUAAUUAAUUAACUAAAUUUGCUUCGCGUACUAAUGAACUGUUGCCGCUCUGCAGCUGUUAAGCAGCAGUUUUUUUUAUGCUUUUCAUCGAAUGUUUAAUGACAGGAUUUGAAUUUGAAAGAUUUCUCUUGAUUCGGAAGGAAUUUAGAUAGCUGGUCGAAAUUUGCACGGAAAGUGAUAUGGCAACAGCUCUGUAUUUCCCGAUACAAAAUCAACAGAGGUAGCCGGGUGCAGGGAUGGAAUUGCAACCGGGGAGUGGCGCCAACCGCGUGCCAAAAAUGUUUUUUUAGAAUCGCCACAGAUGCUGUUAAGAGGAGG
Messenger RNA from Panicum virgatum (switchgrass), 1872 nucleotides. RefSeq names its product nuclear transcription factor Y subunit B-11-like. Gene Ontology annotation, molecular function: RNA polymerase II cis-regulatory region sequence-specific DNA binding; DNA-binding transcription activator activity, RNA polymerase II-specific; protein heterodimerization activity. Lineage: Eukaryota; Viridiplantae; Streptophyta; Magnoliopsida; Poales; Poaceae. The coding region runs from base 740 to 1498 and encodes 252 amino acids. The transcript has a single exon. Gene Ontology annotation, cellular component: nucleus; CCAAT-binding factor complex. Gene Ontology annotation, biological process: regulation of transcription by RNA polymerase II. The record is from RefSeq and is a predicted model, not a curated record.